AUUCACUACUUAGAAUUAUUUUCACUACACUCUAUAGUCUAUACGCUAUAGCUAAUUAACACAAGCUUAAUCAGAUGGCAUCAUAUCAGCUUGGUUUUCCACUCUUCAUCACUUUGGUUCUUGCCACACUUCAGUUAUCGUCUUGCUAUGUCUUGAAGGGUUCUGUUACUUGCCUAGACUGCAGUCAACAUAACGAUCUCUCAGGAAUAGAAGUUUUAGUGAAGUGUGGUCAGGUGAAAAGAUUGGCUAUGGCUACAACAGAAGAAGAUGGCUCUUUUGAAACAAAACUUCCUUCUACUCCACCAAACAAAUGCUAUGCCAAGAUCCUUGGAGGUCCUAAUCAGCUCUUUGUUUCAAGAAUUGAAACAGACCCCAAUAUUGUCAAGUCUCAAGAAGAUGAUAACUCCUACACUAUCUCUAACCCUUUAAAGUUCUACACAAAAUGCCCUUCACCCAACAAGAGUGCUAAAGGAAAAUGUCAUGAUGAGUUUGGUUCAUCUAAGACUAUUGAUCUACCAUUGCCAAAAGAAUGGGGAAUUGCACCAACUAGCUACUAUGUCCCUGUUCUCCCCAUUAUCGGGAUACCUUAAGCAUGUAUGUAUAUAGUAUUUUAGUGUGUUCUAGCUAUUCUUCUCAUAAUAUUAGAGAAAAUGGCUACACUAUUUAUUUAUGUCAUGAUUAAUUAUGUUGUUGGGAAGAAAGGUCUUAGAUAUAUCUUCGACAUGUAUGAGAUCGAUGUUAUUAUAUAUGAAUAUUAAAUAUAUAAACAUAUGUCUAUUUA
Molecule: messenger RNA, 781 nt
Organism: Solanum lycopersicum (tomato)
Lineage: Eukaryota; Viridiplantae; Streptophyta; Magnoliopsida; Solanales; Solanaceae
Product: pollen proteins Ole e I-like
Source: RefSeq, marked provisional